Messenger RNA from Galeopterus variegatus (Sunda flying lemur), 4580 nucleotides. It is a transcript of the gene CFAP74, whose product is annotated as KIAA1751 ortholog. Bases 1 to 4182 code for a protein of 1393 amino acids. The record is from RefSeq and is a predicted model, not a curated record. NCBI's taxonomy places the organism in Eukaryota, Metazoa, Chordata, Mammalia, Dermoptera, Cynocephalidae. The transcript is spliced from 31 exons.
AUGGAGGCAUCUUGUUCUCUUCUGAGAAGCGUUUCCUGCAGGGCCUUUGAGGAGGAGCAAAAGCUCAGAAAGCAGGAGAUUGUCAGUCGGAUCUUGAAAGAGGAGGCUAAGGAGGAAAAACGGAAAAGGCAACAUCCCCCUGCCAAAGCCAGAGUCCCACGGACGCUGAGAAACAAGACCUGGAGCUACAUCUCUGACUUCUGUGAAGGGAAGACAGCCAGUUACCCACUCGAGAAUGACACUGUUGAAUACCCUGACCCCGCUCGGUUGCUGAAAGCCAUCUCCAGUGAGUCCAUUCAGGGGGACCCCGAGGCCACCUCUGAGGAGGAGACGUUAGCUGUGCCGGAGAUCCCCGGGCUUUGGAACGAGGACUAUAAGCCCUACCAGGUGCCCAAGGAGGAUGUGGACCGAAAGCCCGUGGGCGGGACGAAGAUGGACAAGGACGUGUUGGCCCGCACCAUGGCGCAGCUGCGGAGCGCGGUGGUCCACAGGCAGGUGGUGUCAGGGCGUGAGUUCAAAGGCCGCCCCUUCAACAGCAAGCCGGAGCUCAUCCUCUUCAAGGACUUUGAUAUUGGCAAAGUGUACAAGAAAAAGAUCACACUGAUAAACGCCACCUACACAAUCAACUACUGCAAGCUGGUGGGCGUGGACGACCACCUCCGGGACUUCAUCCAUGUCGACUUUGACCCCCCUGGCCCCAUGUCUGCUGGGAUGUCCUGCAAAGUUCUGGUCACCUUCAAGCCCAUGAUAAAUAAAGAUCUGGAAGGAAAUGUCUCAUUUUUGGCUCAGACAGGCGGAUUCUCUGUUCCACUGAAAUGUUCAACAAAGAAGUGUUCUUUGUCACUUGACAGAGAGCUCAUUGACUUCGGCAGCUACAUGGUAGGCGAGACCACGUCCCGGAUCAUCACGCUGACCAACGUUGGGGGCUUGGGCACGAAAUUCCAGUUUCUUCCAGCCUCAGAGCCCCAUACGAUGGACGACUCACAGGUGGGUAGUGUUCUGAAAAUGAGCAGCCUCUUCACAUCCGAAGACAAAAGUUUGUAUGAAACAGUCGUCCCCAGUUUUUCUGAGCACCAGUUUGAGGGCCGCGAGUCCUCCCCAGUGGACACACAGAGCCAGAAGGGGUCGGAGAGGCUGGAUGGCAAGGACCAGGACAGGGGGCGGCCGGCAGAAAGUCCCCUGGUCUUUGAAGUGGCCUUAAAACAGGGAACACACCUUACCAUGGCUGGGCAGCCUGGCCAGAGGCGGAGCCACCACGGCUGGAGGGACUGCCAGCCGCUGCAAACGUCUGGUGUGAAUGUGGGGUGCAGGGACAGAUGGAGCCUGCUGCUUGGCGGUGACAAGUUCAACAAGUUGGAGGAGCUCAGAAAUGGGGGCCCUGCUGCCUUUACAACCCAGACCCAAGAAAGGAUGCACACUACCCUGGGAGAACCAGAGGGAGGAAAUGCAACCAUCAACGUGGCCAGCGAGGCGCAGAUGGAGAUCAGGCUGGGGGAGAUAACAGAGGGGGAGAUCGGUGCCUUCAGCUCCACCAGAGUGGCCAUCAUCUUCACCCCGCUUAUCCCCGGAGAGACGCGAGCCAAGUUCAAGGUCGUGUUCAGCAAUGCACAGUGCCCAGCACUGUAUUUCAGAGCCACAGGCAUGGCUGUCGACGUGCCAGUCUGGGUGCCCAAGCCCAACGUGGACCUGAAGAUCUGCGUGUACGACCGGCUCUACCAGGACUCAGUGCUCGUCCACACGCGGUCGAAAGUGGCGCUGCGCCUGCGGUUCGAGGUGUGCAGGGAGCUGAGGGGCCACAUAGAGCUCCUGCCCGAGACCGGCUACAUCCAGGCCUUGUCGUCCUACUCAGUGCAGCUCAAGUUCCUGCCCCGACUCUCCCUCCCGGAAGAUGCAGGGAAGUAUUUCGACAAGGAAAGCCGAAUUCUGGAGGCCCCGAUGACAAUAUGGGUGGCUGACCAGAUCAAGCCCGUGGGGUUCACCGUCCAUGCCAUCGUCACCACCUCAGACCUGGAGGUCAGCCCCUCGGAGCUGGACUUUGGCUACUGCACCAUCUACGAGGCCAUCAAGACCGAAGUCAGCCUCUACAACCACUCGCUCCUGCCCCAGGAGUUUGGCUUCGUCGGACUCCCCAAGUUUGUGGACAUCCAGCCCAACGAUGGGUUUGGGACAAUCCUGCCUCUGGAAACUUUGCAGCUCGAUGUGAUCUUCCAGCCCACCAAGGCCAAGGAGUACAGCUUCGAGCUGAUCUGCAAAUCUGAGAUUAACCGGUGCUUCAAGCUGUCUUGCCGGGCCGUGGCUGUCCACCCGCCCCUGGAGCUGUCCCACUACCAGAUCAAGUUUGCGGCCACUGCCUUGUACAGCACCUCCGUGGCCACGCUGUACGUGGUCACCUCACAACUGAGCGUGAACUCGCUGACCCGCUCCGUGCCACGCAUGGGCUUGGAGGACACCUCCCUGGUGGGGCCGGCGUCUUUCGAGUUCCUGCUACCCCCGGACUCGCCCAUCACCAUCUCACCGUCAGUGGGGACCGUGCUGCCGGGGAAGAAGUGCCUGGUCCAGGUGGCCUUCCGGCCCGUGCUGCCCGAAGAGCUUAUCCGCCAGGAGGCCCUCCGGACCCUGAACAAGAACAUGGAGGCCGAGUCGUUCCGAAAAGACACGGCCACCCAGAGGAAGGACCGGCAGAGACAGUCCCUCUUCACGAUUCGACUGCACAACCAGGACCAGUCAUUCCGGGUCUCCACCCCUCACACCCUAGACCUUCAGAAACAGGAGCUCAAGGCCAGCUACGAUGAGGACCAAACGGCACAGGCGGCCCUGGUCAGAGCUUUCCAGGGGAAGUUUGACAAGUUUGUGGUCCCUUGUGUUGUGGCCACUGGUGACAUCAAAGACAGGAAGAGAUUGGAACCUCUGAGCUUCAGCCCCCACAACACCUUGUACCUGGAGCUGUGGUGUCCAGCGGUGGCACCGUCUGUCAUGGUGACAUCUGACAGAGGCAAGACCAUCUGCAACUUUGGAGAUGUCGCCGUAGGACACUGCAGCAUCAAGAAAGUCUCCAUCCAGAACAUCUCUGCUGAGGAUCUCUCUGUGGAGUUCUCCGUGCUGAACCCCAACGGCCCCUUCCUCCUGCGGAACCCCUCCGGCCAGCUGCACGCGGGCGAGACCCAGGUCCUGGUUCUGUCCUUCUCUCCACACGACAGCAUCCUGGCUCAAGAAACGCUGGACAUCAUCACCAAAAGAGGCACGCUCACCCUCACCCUCGUGGGCACCGGCGUGGCAUCCACGAUCACGUGCUCCAUUGAAGGCGACGUCCUCAACAUGGGCUACGUGAUUGCCCGGGAAUCUGUCUCCUCAAGCUUCAAGCUGCACAACAGCUCCCGGCUGCCGGUCGAGUUCUCCGUGCGGCUGGACAGCCUCUCCAGCGCGGGGGCCGAGCGCCGCCAGCAGCUGCCCCGCUUCCUGGCCUCGCCCCUCGCCUCGGCCGCCCAGAGGACCGAGGUGGUCGGCACACAGAACCACGGCGGCCAGAGCGUGUUCAGCGUGGUCCCGGUCCACGGCGUCCUGGAGCCCGGGAGGGCGCAGGAGUUCACCGUGACCUUCAGCCCGGACCACGAGAGCCUGUACUUCUCCGACCGGCUCCAGGUCGUGCUUUUCAAAAAGAAAAUCUCCCACCAGAUCCUCCUGAAGGGUGCCGCCCGGGAGCACGGCAUGUUUGUGGAGGGUGGAGACCCCCUCGACGUGCCCGUGGAGUCUCUGGCUGUUACCCCUGCCGUGGACUCAGAGCACAGAGAGGCCAGCUCCCGGCCAGCCCCUCUCUCUCCAGAAGCUGAGGAGAUGAAGCCCAUCCUGGUGACCCUGGACUAUGUCCAGUUUGACACAGACACACCAGCCCCACCUGCCACCCGAGAGCUGCGGGUGGGCUGUAUACGGACCACCCAGCUGUCUCCAAAGAAGACAGUCGAGUUCAGCCUGGACAGCCUCCCGUCCCUGCAGCACAAGGGAUUCUCCAUCGAGCCCUCCAGGGGUUCCGUGGAGCGCGGCCAGACCAAAACCAUCAGCAUCUCCUGGGUACCACCUGCCGACUUUGAUCCGGACCAUCCACUCAUGGUGUCAGCCCUGCUGCAGCUCAGGGGGGAUGUGAAGGAGACCUACAAGGUCAUCUUUAUAGCCCAGGUGGUGACCUGAGGCUACAGCAGCCUCCCCACAGAGCCCCCCCAGACGUUCCUGCCCAUCCUCAAAGCCCACUGCAAGCGUGAAACUGGCCAGACCUUGCCCAGGGGCCUGAGACCUGGGCAUCCCCUGCUGGGCAAGUUCAAGUGGACAGCCCUCUGCAUGGCCCAUAGCCAGGGGCCCCUGUCCCAUGGACGCUUCCCUUCCUGAUGCCCUGGACACAGCGAGCCCAGGGUCAGAGCACCCCCUUUCCUGGACCCCACACUCAGAACCAGCAAUAAAGCUAGUCCAGGCAACAGUCUGUCCCUAUCCUGAGCCCCUGGGAGCCCCCAGCCCCACCAGCACCCUCCCAGCCUUUAGAGGCCCCAGGGAGAGCUGCCCACACAGGCCUGUCAAUAAACUCUGAGACAAUA